Didymodactylos carnosus is the source of this 2365-nucleotide messenger RNA. The record is from the annotation of a GenBank genome assembly. NCBI's taxonomy places the organism in Eukaryota, Metazoa, Rotifera, Eurotatoria, Philodinida, Philodinidae.
GGUUACAAUAAAAGCCAUUUUUAUCGAAACCUUUGUGCUUUUCGAUGCACUGAACUUUUGACAGUAACUUUCAAAUAUUAUGCACACUUUAAAACAAGAAUAGGAGUUCUUGAAAUUUUUUCCUUUAAGAUCUUAAAAAAUCAGCCAAUAGCUGUUCAGUAGCUAGUAAAUUCGUUAAGGAAGCGAUUUGGAAUGUCAGAGUCGAGGGACUAUAUAUAACAGACUGAUUUGUAUUGAAUUGAUUAGCAUUUUUUACCCAGAAGGAAGCAUUUGGCAAAUUUGGUGCCGCAAUCAAAAAUGUCAGAAAUUAAAUUUCACACAUUUUAUUUAGUGGUAUCAACUUUGUAUGAUAUUUUCGCACUAAGUAAUAAUUUUCUUGCAGAUAAUCGUCAAAGUAAAUCGUCUAAGGAUAGAUAUCUUGGGCUAUCCAAUCCUGUGUUUAGCUCAAUAUCGAAUUUUUGACGAAAAAAUCUACAUUUAUGAUGGAAGGAAAGGGAAGGGAGGAGGCUCUUAAACCCAAAUUUUCAAAAUAGAUUUUGUUCUGCUCAUUCUUUGCUUUUUGUCAUGUAUGGUGUUCGAUACAGCACGAAGAUAUCUUACGAGGGAACCUUGCCAGGUGUCAAACUCCGUUUUUAAUGAUCUUCUGCCAGUUGAUAGGGGAAAGUGUUCUAGUUAAAACCCUUGUUAUGCCAUGCACCAGAGUCGUGCCAUAAGCGAGAAGAUCAUAGUUAAGGUUAUUGCAUCAGCCUUAGUCAACAAGAUAGGACAGUUCUAGGAUAGUGCAAGAACCUAGAAUAUGACGUGACGUCACAGUAUUGUAUAAUCAGGACAUCAGACUUCAUUUUUUAAGAGUUAAGUGCAACGGCUUAGUAUAUAUAUAUGUGCGUUUUCUGUGUAAUAGUGUGUGCUAUCUUUGUAUAAAGUUUUCUCAAAUAAACGUUAGGUGACAAAGAUAUAGUUUAUCCGAGAACCUACAACCCUAAAAGGAUUUGUGUCAAGAGUAAAGAUAUAAUCCAUACCUUUUCUUCCCUCAAAAAAGAAAAGCAAUAUCUUUUCUUUUGCAAGAAAAAGACUUUUCUUAAAAGGUGUAUAGAAAAGUAUUUUUCUUAAAAAAAGAAAAGAUAUCGAUUUUCUUUCUUUUAAAAAAGAAAAGAUACCACUUUCCUUUCUCUUAGGAAAGAACGGAUAUGCAUUGCAUUAUAUAUUUAUUCUUUUUUGUCGUAAAUAAAAAGAAAAACUUUUCUUGUAUUAAUAAAAAAAAGAGGUAGGAAAGAGAAAGUGACACCUCUAGUUUCAGCCUCUCUGGAAAAUAAUCAGUUGAAUUUUCACUGUUUUCAAGGAAAACCAUGUUUUCCCAAUAACUCAUUUUUCUUUUGGUCCUGUUAAUAUUUCCUAAUGGCAAACUAUCGUCUCUCUCCUCACUCUCUAUGAUUUAUUUAAUUUGUUUGUUUCGAUGAUGUAAUUGAUUCUCUUUGUGAAUCACAGUUAUCCCAUCAUUGUAAUGGUUUGGUACGAUUGUUGGCCGAUCUUUUUUGUAUCUGGUUUCCCAGCGAAACAAAAAACAUUCAUAACUUUUGAAAAAAGUACCGUGAAAACGAAUCCUUUUAGAGUUUUAACUAGAACAUUCUCCUCUGUCAACUGGCAUAAGAUCAUUGAAAACGGAGCUGGCCACCCGAGAAGGCUCCUUCGUUAGCUAUUUUUCAUUUUUUUAAGAUUUAAUUUCUCUUUCAUUUUGUACACGUAGAUUUUAUCUUCAUUCAUCUAGAAAUGGAUCAUGGAAAUGGAUCAUGGAAAUGGAAUUGAAUGUUUGCCAUCAGAAUUAUUCUACGAAUGCUUCGAUUAUUUGGACCCUCCAGAUAUUUAUCGUGCAUUCUAUAAUCUCAAUUUGCGAUUAAACACGAUUAUCGACGGUGCAAUAUUUCCGCAUUUAAAUUUAACGAAACUAAAUAAAGGAAAUCAGAUUCAAAAUUUAACAAAGUCUAUUUCAGCACAUCACGUUCUGUCUUUGAAUAUAGCUGCUGGAAAUGUUGUAGUGCUUGUAAAUACAUGUGUUUUAAAUAAAUUUAGCCAGUUACAAGCGUUAUCAAUAUCGAGUGUAUCUAAUUCAGUAUCAUUCAAAUGUCUGAUUGAACAAUUACCAAAAUUAGGACAAUUGAAAUCGUUGGAAAUCGAUCGUUGCGAUUUUGGAACCACUCCUAUGAGAGCAGAAUCAUUAAAAAUUAUUUUCAGUUUAUCGACAUUAAAACAUUUGUCAUUGUUGGAUGACUAUCAUUUUCUUUUGGAUGAUGAUGAUCCGUUUUCAGGCUGCGUACACCUUGAAACAUUAACAAUUAGUCUGAUAUGUUUUUCUAGUGUUUAUAGGUGA